Messenger RNA from Gigantopelta aegis, 2633 nucleotides. RefSeq lists its product as uncharacterized. The record is from RefSeq and is a predicted model, not a curated record. Gene Ontology annotation, molecular function: protein binding. The transcript has 18 exons. NCBI's taxonomy places the organism in Eukaryota, Metazoa, Mollusca, Gastropoda, Neomphalida, Peltospiridae. The coding region runs from base 248 to 2209 and encodes 653 amino acids.
UGAAUCGGGUGUUGUCUGCCCAGUACUAGUCUACAACCCGGAUAUAUGUAAUAGAUAUAGGUAGAGAUGUAAACACUGUAAUGGUCGACAGGAAAUAUACUGCUCCGUGUACAACAACAUCAUAAGUAAAGACAGAAAUUUGGUAACAAACGGGAGCUGUCCGUGUCUAUUUAUCAUAAAUCACCCCGAAAUCACUAAGUUAACCUUCUAGUUCUAAGUCGAACUGAUAAACUCUAGGAACACGGACAUGUCAGCUGGAAGGGUUUUCAACACGUUAUACUGCCGCGAGGCCAGCAUUUGUGAUGAAACUGCUAUUGCCAGCUACAACAGCGCCUCACCAGACAUUCCCGUUGGACAGGUCAUUGCUGCACGGCCUCUGACAAAUUCCUGUAAUUCAUUUUCAUUUGUGAUUGUGAAUGUCGGCACUAAGGGAUGUAUCUCUAUUGGGCUAGUCCACCGCCAUUACCCGGCUCACAGACAACCAGGCUGGGACCCUAUGUCCAUAGCGUACCAUGCUGACGAUGGAGGAAUAUUCCAUGGUGAUGGCUACCCCAUCCAGAACGUGGUGUCAGUGAGAGUCGGAGGGAUCAUGACGUGUACGCUCAACUUCCAGGAUCAGUGUGUGACGUUUUACCGCAAUCACAUCCAGGUUUAUAAAAGUGGCCGACUGCAGUUUCCACCCGGAGGUUUCUAUCCGGCUAUAGGGUUCCAUUCGUUUGGAGAAAGUGUAUGUCUGCUUGAACGGGACCCCUGGCUUCCGUCGGACGAUCAGGUAGAUCAAAGUGAAGUCGUCUACCAUAGUCUUCAUUGUCGAGAAGUAAACAUUAAUCAAACCAAUGGAAUGCUGAGGUACGACAGUACCUCUCCAGAUGUACCUGUUGGUCAGUUUAUUGGCGCAAAGCCACUAACGCCGAACUGCAACAAAUUUUCGCUUGUGAUAGUGCACCCCGGUACAAAGCGAACUAUCGCCAUAGGGUUGUGUCACCGCCAUUAUCCAGCGAACCGACAACCUGGCUGGGAACCAAUGUCCAUCGCUUACCACGCAGACGACGGAAAAAUCUAUGCAGGAGCUGGUUCGUCAAAAACACUCGCUGCCAAGGCCACAGUGGGCGAAGUGAUAGGAUGUCAGUAUAACUUUAUAAAUAACACGGUCAUCUUUUUCAAAAACGGACAGCAGCUGUACCAGUCACGAUCAAUGCAGAUACCCGUGGACGGAUUCUACCCUGUCGUUGGACUUCAUUCGUUUGGAGAGGUCGUCCAGCUACUGGAGAGAGACAUAUGGCAAGCCCCAGAAGAAAAUGAGGUACUGCUCCCACCACCACAGUCUGUGCAACAAAAUAUCGAAUACCACACGCUCAUAUGUCGAGAGGCUACCAUUGACCAUGGGCAGGGAUAUAUAAGUUACGACAGUGCUAAUCCCGACACACCUGUCGCACAAGUGGUUGCGAAGAACCCCCUGACUGCCACCUGCAACUCAUUUUCAAUAGUGAUCAUUGUGUGUGGUUUGAAGCGCUGCAUGACUAUUGGUUUGUGUGACCGGAACUACCCGGCCGACAAUCAACCGGGCUGGACACGCAACUCAAUAGCUUACCAUGCUGACGAUGGAGGAAUAUUUAUUGAACAUGGAUACCCUCUCCUAUGCGUCCAGCCGUCAUAUCUAGGCAAUAAGAUGACGUGUGAACUCCAGUUUCCUGAAAAUAUCGCAAAGUUCUACCUCAAUAAUAGACUAGUGUAUGAAAGCGAACCACUGACAGUUCCUCCAGGAGGGUUUCAUCCUAUAGUGGGUCUUCACUCGUAUGGUGAGGUCGUCAGGCUGGUGGAGAAAGAACCCUGGUCCACUGCACCUCAUACUCCUGCCAGUGGUCAGCACAACAACAGCAGCAGCAGCAGCAGUAACAUAACCAGCAGCAGUAACAUAACCAGCAGCAGCAGUAGCUUUACUGUGAUUGAUGGACCGGGAGUGUCAAGUGGACUGAGUGCAGCUCCUCCAUCUUACACUGGCAGUGACGACCAGUUUCCUAGUCUGCCUGUCUGUGGGAUUUGUAUGGAGAACCCAGUGAACUGUUUCCUCAACCCAUGCGGCCACACGUUCUGUGUCGUCUGCGUCCAGCAGUGGCAGAGGAGAAACAUGGAGUGUCCCACCUGCAGAAACAGAAUACAGUUGAUCUGUUUUAGAAGACCUAACGAGACACCAAACCAGAUAGUGUAGUGUCUGUUGUACUCUUCAGGAGUUGAAGUGACACAAAUAUCUCGAGGAUAUGACUCGGCUCACUAGGUUCUUGUCUACAAACACCCCGGUGCCUGUUUGAUGUUCAGUAGGUGAACUGUUGACGAGUUCUCUACUUUGACGAUAUCUAAUAGCUCGCUACAAAGACAUUGACAAGGUUGUGAAGGACUCGAUUGUAAACGAAACCAGAUUGGUGAUUCCUUGUUGGGAGAGACGUUUCUUAGAACAGACACGGGAGUGCUGGCACUCCUCUCUGUAGCUCGAGGGUCCCCUCUAGCCCUGUUCUCUUUAAAUGUGACAAUAGGGUUCGAGUGUUCUUAGUGUUAAAAAUGUCAAUUUGUAAAGUUCCGACACCCAGGUUCAUUAAGUAACUAUGUCUAAUAUAUAAAUGUGUUCUUAAAUCUAA